AAUAUAUUUAUUUUACUUCAUUUACAAUGUUUAAGUAAUCGAGAUAUUUUUGCAAGUGAUGGACCACGUCACGUUGUAUGAAACUCUCGCGAGAGCAAAACAGCUUCCUCUUCGCUAGGAACGCGCUUUCAAGAUGUCUCUGGUUAUCCCUGAGAAGUUCCAGCACAUUCUUCGUGUUCUCAACACGAACAUCGAUGGCAGGAGGAAGAUCGCCUUUGCCAUCACUGCCAUCAAGGGUGUCGGCAGGCGUUACGCCCACGUCGUCCUGAGGAAGGCCGACAUCGACUUAAAUAAGAGGGCUGGAGAGCUGACCGAGGAGGAGGUUGAGCGAGUUGUGACCAUCAUGCAGAAUCCUCGUCAGUACAAAAUCCCAGAUUGGUUCCUGAACAGGCAGAAAGACGUCAAGGACGGCAAAUACAGCCAGGUUCUGGCUAACGGCUUGGACAACAAGCUGAGAGAGGAUCUGGAGAGGCUGAAGAAGAUCAGAGCUCACCGCGGUCUCAGGCACUUCUGGGGCUUGCGUGUGCGCGGUCAGCACACAAAGACCACCGGCCGUCGCGGUCGCACAGUUGGUGUAUCAAAGAAGAAGUAAACUGUGCUGCCAUUUUUUUUUUUUUUUUUUGUUUCAAUAAAACUCUCAAACUC
Molecule: messenger RNA, 645 nt
Organism: Thalassophryne amazonica
Lineage: Eukaryota; Metazoa; Chordata; Actinopteri; Batrachoidiformes; Batrachoididae
Gene: rps18
Product: ribosomal protein S18
Exons: 6
Coding region: 134-592 (152 amino acids)
Biological process (GO): translation
Cellular component (GO): small ribosomal subunit; ribosome; cytosol
Molecular function (GO): structural constituent of ribosome; RNA binding
Source: RefSeq, a predicted model, not a curated record